GGUGGUACUCUCCCCUUCCCAGUCCUCGAGGCCAGGCUGGCGGCGGUUCACCUCCACGGCGGGGCGGGGCGGGUGUAGCACUCCGCCGCGCUGUUUCCGGUUGGCCGCCAUUGCGGGUUGGUGGCUGCGCUGCGGCUCGUCGCCCCGGACGGUUCCCAAGCAGACGGAGGGAGCGCCGCCGACGGACAGGUUCCUCACGCCCUCCCUCUCGCACCGACCUCCCCUCAGUCCGUGAGGCGCGACCCCGAACGCCGACACCACAGCCCCGGAGCCGGGACUCGACCGCCGACAUGGCGCAGAUCCUGCCCAUCCGCUUCCAGGAGCACCUGCAGCUCCAAAAUCUGGGCAUUAAUCCUGCUAAUAUUGGAUUCAGCACCCUGACUAUGGAAUCAGAUAAGUUCAUCUGUAUUCGAGAAAAAGUUGGUGAGCAAGCCCAGGUGGUUAUCAUUGACAUGAAUGAGCCCAACAAUCCCAUUCGCCGUCCAAUCUCAGCCGAUAGUGCCAUCAUGAACCCAGCCAGCAAGGUUAUUGCAUUAAAAGCUGGCAAAACAUUGCAAAUAUUUAACAUUGAAAUGAAAAGUAAAAUGAAGGCUCACACGAUGGUGGACGAUGUCACUUUCUGGAAGUGGAUCUCUCUGAACACAAUUGCCCUGGUGACUGACACUGCUGUCUAUCACUGGAGUAUGGAGGGGGAGUCUCAGCCAAUGAAGGUCUUUGACAGGCACUCCAGUCUAGCAGGCUGCCAGAUCAUCAAUUAUCGGACUGAUGCCAAGCAGAAGUGGCUACUGCUUAUUGGUAUAUCUGCUCAGCAAAACAGAGUAGUGGGUGCAAUGCAGCUCUACUCUCUGGAUCGGAAAGUGUCUCAGCCGAUUGAAGGCCACGCAGCAGCAUUUGCGCAAUUCAAGAUGGAAGGGAAUGCGGAAGAGUCAACACUGUUCUGCUUUGCUGUUAGAGGCCAGGCUGGUGGAAAGCUUCACAUCAUCGAAGUGGGUACUCCUCCAACAGGGAAUCAGCCUUUUGCCAAGAAAGCAGUGGAUGUCUUCUUCCCACCAGAAGCGCAGAAUGACUUUCCUGUUGCGAUGCAGAUAAGCACGAAACAUGAUGUUGUCUUCCUGAUCACUAAAUAUGGAUAUAUCCACUUGUAUGAUUUGGAGACUGGUACCUGCAUCUACAUGAACAGGAUUAGUGGAGAGACCAUCUUUGUCACGGCAGGACAUGAUGCUACUUCUGGGAUAAUUGGAGUGAACAGAAAGGGCCAGGUGUUGUCAGUGUGUGUUGAGGAGGAGAACAUCAUUCCUUAUAUCACUAAUGUGUUGCAGAACCCAGAUCUUGCUCUCCGCAUGGCUGUGCGCAAUAAUCUGGCUGGGGCAGAGGAACUCUUUGCUCGAAAGUUCAAUGCUCUCUUUGCUCAGGGAAACUAUUCUGAAGCAGCAAAAAUAGCUGCAAAUGCUCCAAAGGGUAUCUUGCGCACUCCAGACACAAUCAGGCGAUUUCAGAGUGUUCCUGCUCAGCCUGGGCAAACCUCUCCUCUGCUUCAGUACUUUGGAAUCCUGCUUGAUCAAGGGCAGCUGAACAAAUUUGAAUCUUUGGAGCUUUGUCGGCCAGUGUUGCAGCAAGGUCGUAAGCAGUUGCUUGAGAAGUGGCUAAAAGAAGAUAAGCUGGAAUGCUCAGAGGAACUUGGAGACAUUGUGAAAUCUGUGGACCCCACUCUGGCCCUGAGUGUCUACUUAAGGGCAAAUGUCCCCAAUAAGGUGAUCCAGUGUUUUGCUGAAACUGGUCAAUUCCAGAAGAUCGUUCUGUAUGCCAAGAAGGUUGGAUACUCGCCAGACUGGAUCUUUCUGCUGAGAAAUGUGAUGAGAGUUGGGCCUGAUCAGGGGCUUCAGUUUGCUCAAAUGCUGGUUCAGGAUGAAGAGCCUCUAGCUGACAUCACCCAGAUUGUCGACGUGUUCAUGGAAUACAACCUGAUCCAGCAAUGCACAUCCUUCCUGCUCGAUGCUCUGAAGAAUAACCGUCCAUCGGAGGGUGCCCUCCAGACUCGGCUCCUGGAAAUGAACCUCAUGCACGCUCCCCAGGUAGCAGAUGCUAUUUUAGGAAAUCAGAUGUUCACUCACUAUGAUCGUGCUCACAUUGCUCAACUCUGUGAGAAAGCUGGACUGCUACAAAGAGCUCUGGAACAUUAUACGGAUCUCUAUGACAUCAAGCGUGCUGUCGUCCACACCCACCUCCUCAAUCCGGAGUGGCUCGUCAAUUAUUUUGGCUCCCUCUCUGUUGAGGAUUCUAUUGAAUGCCUGCGUGCCAUGCUGUCUGCUAACAUCCGUCAGAAUCUACAGAUCUGUGUGCAAGUUGCAUCCAAAUACCAUGAGCAACUCGGAACACAGCAACUGAUCGAACUAUUUGAGUCUUUCAAGAGCUUUGAAGGUCUGUUCUACUUUUUGGGCUCCAUUGUAAACUUCAGUCAAGAUCCAGAAGUCCACUUCAAAUAUAUCCAGGCUGCCUGCAAAACCGGUCAGAUCAAGGAGGUGGAGCGAAUCUGUCGUGAAAGCAAUUGCUAUGACCCAGAACGUGUGAAGAACUUCCUCAAGGAAGCCAAAUUGACGGACCAGCUGCCACUGAUAAUAGUGUGUGAUCGUUUUGAUUUUGUGCACGACCUGGUGUUAUAUCUGUACCGCAACAACCUGCAGAAAUACAUUGAGAUCUAUGUUCAGAAGGUGAAUCCAAGUCGUUUGCCAGUCGUGGUUGGAGGGCUGCUUGAUGUGGAUUGUUCUGAAGAUGUCAUCAAAAAUCUGAUACUCGUCGUUCGUGGACAGUUUUCCACGGAUGAGCUGGUUGCUGAAGUAGAGAAACGAAACAGGUUGAAGUUGCUGCUCCCCUGGCUGGAAUCUCGAAUCCACGAAGGUUGUGAGGAGCCGGCCACCCACAAUGCACUGGCAAAGAUUUACAUCGACAGCAACAACAAUCCCGAGCGCUUCCUGCGGGAGAACCCGUAUUACGAUAGCAGAGUGGUGGGCAAGUACUGUGAAAAGAGGGACCCUCACCUGGCCUGUGUGGCCUAUGAACGAGGCCAGUGUGACAUGGAGCUCAUCAAUGUGUGCAAUGAGAACUCUCUGUUCAAAAGUUUGUCGCGUUACUUGGUUCGUCGGAAAGAUCCUGAGCUCUGGGCAAACGUCCUGCAAGAAACCAAUCCUUACAGGAGGCCACUUAUUGACCAAGUGGUACAGACGGCUCUGUCAGAAACUCAGGACCCCGAGGAGGUCUCUGUUACUGUGAAAGCUUUUAUGACUGCUGACCUUCCAAAUGAAUUAAUUGAAUUGUUGGAGAAAAUUGUCCUGGAUAAUUCAGUCUUCAGUGAACACAGGAAUCUGCAGAACUUGUUGAUCCUUACUGCCAUCAAAGCUGACCGUACCCGUGUGAUGGAGUAUAUCAAUCGUCUGGAUAACUAUGAUGCUCCUGACAUAGCCAACAUUGCCAUCAGCAAUGAGCUCUUUGAAGAGGCAUUUGCCAUUUUCAGGAAGUUUGAUGUCAACACAUCAGCAGUGCAGGUGCUGAUCGAACACAUUGGCAAUCUUGAUCGUGCGUAUGAAUUUGCUGAACGGUGUAAUGAGCCUGCAGUGUGGAGCCAACUGGCUAAAGCCCAGCUGCAGAAAGAAAUGGUUAAAGAGGCCAUUGACUCCUACAUCAAGGCAGAUGAUCCUUCGUCGUACAUGGAGGUUGUAGAAGCAGCCAACAAAAGUGGGAACUGGGAGGACCUUGUUAAAUAUCUGCAGAUGGCCAGGAAGAAGGCUCGCGAGUCUUAUGUGGAGACGGAGCUUAUCUUUGCAUUGGCAAAGACCAACCGGUUAGCAGAGCUGGAGGAGUUUAUCAACGGACCUAACAAUGCUCAUAUCCAGCAAGUUGGUGAUCGCUGCUAUGAUGAGCAAAUGUAUGAAGCUGCCAAGUUGCUGUACAACAACGUUUCCAAUUUCGGUCGCCUGGCAUCGACACUGGUUCACCUAGGGGAAUACCAGGCUGCAGUGGAUGGUGCUCGCAAAGCAAACAGUACUCGGACUUGGAAGGAGGUGUGCUUUGCCUGUGUUGAAGGGAAGGAGUUCCGUUUGGCUCAGAUGUGUGGUCUCCAUAUUGUUGUGCAUGCUGAUGAACUGGAGGAGCUUAUCAACUACUACCAGGACCGUGGUUACUUUGAGGAGCUCAUCACCAUGUUGGAGGCAGCUCUUGGUCUGGAGCGUGCUCACAUGGGGAUGUUUACUGAACUGGCUAUCCUGUACUCCAAAUACAAACCACAGAAGAUGAGGGAGCACUUGGAACUCUUCUGGUCUAGAGUCAACAUUCCCAAGGUGCUGAGGGCGGCCGAACAGGCUCACCUUUGGGCUGAACUAGUCUUCCUGUAUGACAAGUAUGAAGAGUAUGACAAUGCCAUUAUCACAAUGAUGAAUCACCCAACGGAUGCUUGGAAGGAAGGGCAGUUCAAGGACAUCAUCACAAAGGUGGCUAAUGUGGAGCUGUAUUACAAAGCAAUCCAGUUCUACUUGGAAUUUAAGCCUCUUUUACUGAAUGAUCUGCUUAUGGUUCUGUCUCCACGUUUGGACCACACGCGUGCAGUGAACUUCUUCAAUAAGGUUAAGCAGCUGAAUCUUGUUAAACCCUACCUGCGCUCUGUACAAAGCAACAACAACAAGUCUGUGAAUGAAUCACUAAAUAAUCUCUUCAUUCAAGAGGAAGACUACCAGGCCCUUCGCACGUCCAUAGAUGCGUAUGACAACUUUGAUAAUAUCGCCCUGGCUCAGCGGCUAGAGAAGCACGAGUUGAUUGAGUUCCGUCGAAUUGGUGCUUACCUCUUUAAAGGCAACAACCGUUGGAAGCAGAGCGUGGAGCUGUGCAAGAAAGACCGCCUGUACAAAGAUGCUAUGCAGUAUGCAUCUGAGUCCAAGGACACUGAGCUGGCCGAGGAGCUACUACAAUGGUUCCUGGAGGAUGGGAAGAAAGAAUGCUUCGCUUCCUGCUUGUUCACUUGCUAUGACCUGCUGAGGCCUGAUGUCGUGCUUGAGCUGUCCUGGAGGCAUAACAUCAUGGACUUCUCCAUGCCGUAUUUUAUCCAGGUGAUGAGGGAGUAUCUCACAAAGGUGGACAAGUUGGACAUUUCAGAGUCAUUGCGGAAAGAAGAGGAGCAGGCCACUGAGACGACACCCAUUGUUUACGGCCAGUCACAGCUGAUGUUGACAGCAGGACCCAGUGUAAGCGUCCCUCCACAGGCGGCCUUUGGCUACAGUUAUGGUGCCCAACCAUAUGCUCAGCCUGGCACUUAUGGGUACGGUAUGUAAGGUAAUCGCAAGCUACCCACCUGCUCAAUGUCUGCCAGAUUCCCUUCAUCUUGCAACGGGGAAGAGGAAGUAAAGCUCUUUAUAUAUUGUAUGUCAUGAAGGACUCGAGUCUUUUUUUUUUGUUUUGUUUUUCUAGUUCUAAGUGUCUGGAUCACAGCUCUAACUUGUUUCUCACAUUCCACAGUAAUUAGAUUGUGAUUUUUCUCUUUGGAUGGGAAUGGUUGUUUCAUUUAAAGCUCUUGGUGUGAGCUAAUGUCCUGCAAACGUCUGUUGUAAAGAAUUUAAUUUUCACUCUGUAAUGAGGCAAUACUUCAAUGUCGUAUCUCCCAACUGUACCAGCAACUUGUGCUGUAUUUAAAAUAAAGUAAAUCUCAUUGUAUUCCUAAACCGAGUACAGGACUUGGCUGCUUACCUGUAAGAUGUUGAUGAGCAAAAAAAAAGAAA
Molecule: messenger RNA, 5759 nt
Organism: Mobula hypostoma (lesser devil ray)
Lineage: Eukaryota; Metazoa; Chordata; Chondrichthyes; Myliobatiformes; Myliobatidae
Product: clathrin heavy chain 1
Exons: 33
Coding region: 291-5315 (1674 amino acids)
Biological process (GO): intracellular protein transport; mitotic cell cycle; clathrin coat assembly
Cellular component (GO): clathrin coat of coated pit; spindle; clathrin coat of trans-Golgi network vesicle
Molecular function (GO): structural molecule activity; clathrin light chain binding
Source: RefSeq, a predicted model, not a curated record